AUGGCUGUAAUCACUUCAAACACCACUGUUCAUCUGCGCACAGAUAGGUCAAUCACGCAGUUGAUGAUGGAAAAUAUAUCAAACACGGAUCCGACAAAAGUGAUUUGCGAAGAUACGUUGACCGGCAGGACCUUAACCUACGGAGGACUACGGAGCGACGCGUUCAAGGCAGCUCAAACUCUGCGGCAUGGAUACGCUAUCACUUCAGGAGACGUCGUUACGAUUAUAUCCCGAAGCACGGUUGACUACAUUCUGGCGGCGCAUGCCAUAUGGGCAGCAGGCGCAGUUGUGAGUACGAUCAACCAUUCGUCCACGCCCAAAGAGCUAGUGCAUGCGUUGAAUAUAGUCAAGCCGAAGGUCAUCAUUGCAGAUGUUGUGGUACUCAAAAAGCUACAUGGAGCUCUCACUACCCUCGGGAUGGACAGCUCGGUCGCUAUCCUCACAUUGAUACAGAGAGAAGGCAGCUAUCCAUUGUUUCCGCAGGACCUCGUGAAAUCCAGUCGCAUCGAGCCAGAUGCAUACGUGCUUGACGGCAAGGAUGCGCGCAACUCCUGCGCUGCCAUCGUUCUUUCCAGUGGGACAACGGGUCUACAAAAAGCUGUGAUGCUUUCCCAUCACAAUCUGGUAGCUAUUUGCGAGCAGCUACGAGCCCAUAACCCAGAAAACUGGCGAGGAAGUAUGCGAGAGGUGUUCUUUCCGCUCAUGCAAGAGAAGCGAGCUACGUUGGCUAGGCUGGUACCUCCCGUGGCACUAGCGCUUGCCGAAUCUCCAAUCGCCGAGAGAUAUAGAUACGACGAUCUGGAGUACUUUUCAUGCUCUGCGGCGCCACUCAAGCCGUUGGUUGCGACAAAACUUCGGACUAAGUUUCCCGGGGUUAGUUUGUGCCAAACCUAUGGCUGCACCGAGCUCUCGUCUUGUAUCUCCCAGAGUGGUGUCAGAGAUAAAAAGGCUCCGCUUGUGGCUACCGGAACUCUGCUUGCAAACAUCCAAAUUCGAUUCAUUGACGAGAAUGGCAAAGAUGUCUCUCCCCCGAAUGCAGGAGAGAUUUGUGUAUCAUCUCCUACGAUAAUGAUGGGUUACAAGAACGACCCAAAAGCCACCGAAGAAGCCAUGCUAGAGGAAGGGUGGUAUCGAACCGGCGAUAUAGGCUAUCUUGACUCAGAGGGAUUUCUGAUCAUCGUUGAUCGAAUCAAGGAUGUGAUCAAGUACAAAGGAUUCCAGGUUAGUCCAACAGAAUUGGAAGAGAUCAUUGGACAGCACCCAAAUGUUGCCGAUGCUGCUGUAACAUCUGUCUGGGACGACACAGAAGCGACAGAGAUUCCUCAGGCAUUUGUGGUUCCAAAAGCGAAAGUAUUUUCCUUGGAUCGUGAAAAGGUAUCUCAAGAAAUCCAGAAACUUGUCGCCUCCAAGGUUUCUGGGUAUAAGAGGCUGCGCGGUGGUGUUUUAUUUGUUGACCAGUUGCCGCGGAACCCGACGGGCAAGUUGCUGCGGAGGGAGUUGCGUAGUCUUGCGAGGCUCAAGGCACAUAUUUAA
This is a messenger RNA of Penicillium coprophilum, 1533 nucleotides long. RefSeq lists its product as uncharacterized. NCBI's taxonomy places the organism in Eukaryota, Fungi, Ascomycota, Eurotiomycetes, Eurotiales, Aspergillaceae. Gene Ontology annotation, biological process: secondary metabolic process. Gene Ontology annotation, molecular function: CoA-ligase activity. The transcript has 9 exons. The coding region runs from base 1 to 1533 and encodes 510 amino acids. The record is from RefSeq and is a predicted model, not a curated record.